AUGCAAACGGGGCAUCAAACGACACCUGUCACCAGUGGUCAUAUGGGAUCUGUCGCCAAGGUAUAUAUUAUCCGGUCGGGUAAGACUGUCGCACAGCUCCGGGAUGCCGAUAUUGCCCAGCAGAAUCCUCGAGGUCGAGAUCGAGACGCCCUGCACAGAUAUUUCGAAGCCGCCCUCGCGAAGUUCAGGGCCCCCGUUCGAGUCAUGUUGCCGUCCAGUGCGUUGGGUUGCCAUAAACUCGAUGGCAUCUCCUUGGGCAUCUUUGGCAGCUAUCCUACGUACCCCCGGCCGCGUUUCCUAGAGGUCCCUGCCUGUCUAUCUACUAUGACGCCCACAGGUGACACCCUUGGCAAUGACAAUGGUGAAUGCGACACCAUGCGCGGCGCGUGUUUUGUCGGCCAAGGAGCCUUUCUGCAGGAGGUGGGCCAUGCCUUCGGUGCCGGACAUACUACGGGGAUCAUGGCAAGAGGGUACAGCAAAGCCUGA
This is a messenger RNA of Aspergillus pseudotamarii, 486 nucleotides long. RefSeq names its product putative peptidase family-domain-containing protein. NCBI's taxonomy places the organism in Eukaryota, Fungi, Ascomycota, Eurotiomycetes, Eurotiales, Aspergillaceae. The transcript is spliced from 2 exons. The record is from RefSeq and is a predicted model, not a curated record. The coding region runs from base 1 to 486 and encodes 161 amino acids.